Moneuplotes crassus is the source of this 925-nucleotide messenger RNA. The record is from the annotation of a GenBank genome assembly. Lineage: Eukaryota; Ciliophora; Spirotrichea; Euplotida; Euplotidae.
UAAAAUUAUUGGCAAAUAGAGAAUGUCAAAAGGGCUGCAUUCGAAGCAUAAUUCAUCACAAAAUCCUUCUAUUUUGAGACUAUUGAAAAUCUGGAACAAGACUCCUAUUGAGGAAGUUAGUGACGUCCACAGGAUAUCAGUAGGCAUACCGAUUAAAAAUGUUUCAUCUAAGAUCAUAAAACUGAGCACUAGAGAGUUUGAAAUUAUCGAUUCAGAUAGAUCUCAGCAGGCAGACACUUUAUCAAGGAAAAAGAACAUAAUUUCAUCAUCAAUUAAAGGAGUGAAGAAGAGGAUCAGGAAAAAUUUUAAUUUACCAGUCAAGAAGAAACUAAAACAGACCUUCCUCUUACCUCCAAUCUCCCACCAAGAUUUUUCUUCCUCUAAAGGGUCUGCAAAUAGUGGAUCCACGAAGACCAUCCAGGCUUUGAAUGAAUCCUCUCGGUAUUCAAACAUAGGAUCUCAAAAGCACGAUGACCGAGGAAUAGACUCUCACGAACAAAGACAGAGCUCUAUCAAAGGAAGAUUGAGAUUUAGAAGCUUUAAGUCUCGCAAUCAUUUACAAGAACCUAAUUCGGCUACUCACGAUCAUCUUGCAGAACCUCACUAUUUCAAGAGCAAGAGUAGCUCUUGCUUCAAAAAGACUGAGAUGAUUUCUACUAACAAUGAAGAGAAUCAGGAUAUCAAAUAAAGACAUUGUCGAGUACUUCAAAAACCGUCUUCGUGAACAGAGAAAGAAGGAAGAUAAGAAAUCGAAAUUCAAAUUUUUCCAGAAGCGUAAAAUGAACAAGGUUGCUUUGGCUAAGCUUGCUUUCAGUAAUAUGCGCAAAAACCAGCCUAAAUUUACAAAAUCUUAUAAAAAUAUAUCAGCUGCUGCUAAGGGCCUGAUCCUUUAGCAACCUAAAAGUUUGAACAUAUUGUUUUAUAU